Ipomoea triloba (trilobed morning glory) is the source of this 1022-nucleotide messenger RNA. Its product is annotated as vesicle-associated membrane protein 721-like. Gene Ontology annotation, biological process: vesicle-mediated transport. The transcript has 5 exons. Gene Ontology annotation, cellular component: membrane. Bases 1 to 669 code for a protein of 222 amino acids. The record is from RefSeq and is a predicted model, not a curated record. Lineage: Eukaryota; Viridiplantae; Streptophyta; Magnoliopsida; Solanales; Convolvulaceae.
AUGGUUCAACAGAAGGCGCUGAUCUAUGCGUUCGUGGCGCGUGGCUCCGUGAUACUGGCGGAGCACACCGAUUUCAGCGGGAACUUCAACUCCAUAGCCUACCAAUGCUUGCAGAAGCUUCCCGCCUCCAACAGCAAGUUCACCUACAAUUGCGAUGGCCACACCUUUAACUACCUCGUCGAUAACGGCUUCACUUACUGUGUGGUUGCUGAAGAAUCAGCUGGAAGGCAGAUCCCCAUAGCAUACCUGGAGCGCAUCAAGGAUGACUUUGUAUCUAAAUAUGGUGGUGGAAAGGCAGCAGUAGCAGUUGCUAAUAGCCUUAACAGGGAAUUUGGGCCUAAAUUAAGGGACCAUAUGCAAUAUUGUGUUGACCAUCCUGAGGAGGUAAGCAAACUUUCAAAGGUGAAAGCUCAGGUGUCAGAAGUCAAAGGUGUCAUGAUGGAGAAUAUUGAGAAGGUUCUAGACCGUGGAGAGAAGAUAGAGCUUCUUGUGGAUAAGACAGAGAAUCUUCAUAAUCAGGCACAGGACUUCAGAAACACUGGCACACAAAUCCGGAGAAAAAUGUGGCUGCAAAACAUGAAGAUUAAGCUGAUUGUAUUGGGAAUUAUAAUUGCGCUAAUCCUCAUCAUAGUGCUCUCUGUUUGCCACGGGUUCAACUGCGGAAAGUGAGCCUUUUUUGCCAUGAUAUACUUGUUGGAGGCACUCAACUUUGUGUUGGCUUUUGCACCACUGAAAUCUUUCAUUUUGAAGCCAUAGGAACUGUUUGAUCGAUUUGCAACCAUUCUUCCAUAGUAGAUCUGUAAAUGCCUUUCUUUUUUUUUUUUUUUUUUUUUUUUUUUUGGGUCUUUUAUUUGAUUUGAUGUUAUUUUAUUUUGGAACCUUUGUGGUCUUUUAGUUGUUUUUUUUUUUGGUUGAUAUAUAUUGGUAUUUUCAUUUCAGUUUACAAAUACAGAUGUGUUUUGCAUUUUCAGCUUGUAUUCAGAACACUCUGCGUUACAGCAUUAAAUAGUCCGUUACAGUUA